This is a messenger RNA of Eremomyces bilateralis CBS 781.70, 561 nucleotides long. RefSeq lists its product as uncharacterized. The transcript has a single exon. Bases 1 to 561 code for a protein of 186 amino acids. The record is from RefSeq and is a predicted model, not a curated record. NCBI's taxonomy places the organism in Eukaryota, Fungi, Ascomycota, Dothideomycetes, Eremomycetales, Eremomycetaceae.
AUGUCAAACCAAGACCACACACCAGAGGCUAUAAAGAAAAAGAGGGAUGAGCGUCGAAAGCGAAUACAUACUUCUGCCGUGGAAUGGCAGCCAUUCUUUAUCGGAGCUUUAGCCGUCAACUACGUUCUCUUAUUAGUCGUGGCAGCCGGUUAUGCCUUUUCAGAGCGAAGCACUAUUCCUCGAUGGUUGGCAAUCAUGUCUUUCGCCGUCGCUGUAACUUGUCUCACAGCAUUUUCUAUCGGCUGGAUGAUCCAUCUAAACUGGCUUCAGGAUUGGACUUGCUUUUCAGCUAUAUCCACAUCUGGGUCUCUGGAUAAUGGUAGUCCAACCCUUCCAGUAGUUAACCAUUUGCUGGGAAGCAACUGUCCUCCCCCUCCGGAAAUUGAUACAGAAGCUGGUAUUACAGAUCGUUGGCGGCCAGAUACACCGGGGUACGGCGUUCAAGCACCACAGCAAGUGUAUAUCGGCAGCAAUCACAUACCAGACCAGCAAUGGCAAGUGAACCGUGCAAAUAGGGUAGUGGGCAUCCAGCCCAGUAUCAUUGAGGACAAUGGGAGUUGA